This is a messenger RNA of Paramormyrops kingsleyae, 2788 nucleotides long. The record is from RefSeq and is a predicted model, not a curated record. NCBI's taxonomy places the organism in Eukaryota, Metazoa, Chordata, Actinopteri, Osteoglossiformes, Mormyridae.
UAUUACAUAAAAUUAAAGAAAAAUAUUCAUAGAACAAAUUGUUCAGGACACAUAUCUAGCUGGUUCUCAUUAGUCACCAUCAACAGGAUGAGCUUUAAAAAAUCGUUGCAAGCACGGUGGUUUUGGGCUUCCUUAGACUCCUGUGAAUAAUUGUGGUUGCUUGUUUCCCAUCCACACCCGUGUCGCGCUCUUUGACCUCCACUUCCUCAUUCUUCACAUUUCUCCAUUCGCCAUCUUUUCUCGCUUUGUUCCUUUGCUGUUUUGGUUAGAAAAAGAGCGAGACGGCAAAAAGAGGGCAGGGCUCACGAUCAGAGAACAACGACUUCCACGUAUUGGGCGCAGAAUGGCUGGAGCAUCUGUGCAGAAUACUGUACCACUUACUGAAUCUGAACAGGAAAUAGCAGAUAAAGCAAAGACGGCAGCGAUGCAGAUAGUGGAGGACGCCCUGGAGAAGAAAAUGUAUGGACACCCAGUCAGCUUCCACUAUACCUGCUCAGAACCCCCCAGGGACCCAAAAUUCUACAAAUUCUGCUGCAUACCUACUGAACAGCACCUAAAAGAUUUGCUGAAGAAGAUGGAUGAGGUGAACUUCCUAAAGGACAUAGGUCCAGACACUACUAAUACUAUCGCCUAUGUCUGUGUGCCAGAUGAAACAUGCACAAUCUACCUGUGUCCCGAUUUCUGGACAGCACCUGAUGACCUGCGUGAAGAUUCCCAACCAGGUACCCUCAUACAUGAAGUCUCUCACUUCUUGGGGACCGAAGACAUCUGUUACGACCUCCUGACUGUGGAGCUGUUUGAAGAUCAUGGCACACUGAUGGGGAAGCGGAACCUUGUUGAAGACUUACAGGGAAAUUAUCAGAUCAAGGAAGAUGUAACCCUAAUCAACGCAAAUAGUCUGGAACAUGAAUUUGAGACUGUGAUCAACCAUCAGGAGAAGUACGAUGAAGGAAAAUAUUUGUGCUGCAAUGAAACCAAAAGAAAUUCUGUCUGCAAAUCGCGAUUAACUGAUCAUUACCAUUUGCAUGAAAGAUUUGAGUGCAGAAAAACAGAAAUGGCAGCCAGAAAAGAAACGCUCUGUAACGAGAAAACUCGUGCAAUUGUGCGACUAGCUAAAAUUAAAGGCAGAGCCUGUCAGAGGACAGUCAUCUGUGCAGCCUCAGAAUAAAGAUGAGCAUGGACAGAUGAAGACAUGAAGAUCAUUCAGCAGAAAUCGGAAACAGAACACACUUUCCUCAACUUAGACCACAUCAGAAAUUUUUAAAGGAUGUAGUAAAUUUCACAAAACAUCCUUACUUUCAUGUUGGGUAUCUUUUAUGUUUCUGUGCAAGACUCAUUGCUGACCGUACAUCUUUAUUCCUUUUAGGCGUGGCUUGGGGGGGGGGGUGACAUGCUAAUUUUGCAUUUCAAAUAGCUUAAUUUAUUUUGAAAACACAAGCAUCCAGCCCAGUCUAGAAUUUACUAUACAGCACAAUUCAGAGGACAUAUCGGGCUGCAUAUCUCUACAUGGCAAGACACCUAUUUACACUGAUCAGAUUAUCAAUAUCCUUUUAUAAUAACAGCACAUCUUUGAAGGUGGGUGUGAAAAAAUCACUUCUAUAAGCAUGGCGAUGAGACCUAUGUGAGGGGCCAGUCUCACCACUUCCUACACGGGGAACAAACUGGAUUACCCAGAAUCCCUGGCGAGGGUGGGGUCAAGCCAUCUAUACCGGUACUAUAACGUCUGCGGAACUACCACAUAAACCCAUUUAUCUCAUUUACCUUGUUUAAUGUGUGUCUAUAUGGUUCACAAUACACUGUGAGCAUUAAAUGCCAUAGAAAGGAAAUCUGCUUUUCAAGAACUUGCAUGGGAUCAGUCAUUAUGUUUGUGAAUGAUCCUUUCAUGCCAUUUUUACAGAAGAUUGCUAAGAAGCUCAACAGUGUAAAACUACAUAUGUGGAGCAUAUUUAAAGCGCAUGCAUCAGUAUACCAGUGCAAAUAAAGGUUUCUAUAUAUACAUUAUACAAUUAUAUUUAAAGUGCAUGCAAUAGUAUACAGUACCAGUGCAAAUAUAAGUUUCUAUAUAAACAAUUAUACUCUAAACGCAUGCAUCAGUAUACCAAUGCAAAUAUAAGUAUCUAUAUAUAGAAUUAUAUUUAAAGUAUUGAUUCUGCAUAGAAGUUAGGCUCAUAAACACACACCUUGCAUUAAAGGCAAUUCUUGACCAUAUUUACGGGGAUGCAGACGCUGUAUUUUUUUUUUAUCUCAGCCUCCCUGAAAAAUUACAAUCCCAAAUUUUUUAGGAUUUAAAGUGGCAACCGUGCUGGGGGCCGCAUCCCCCUGAAGUGCAUUGUAUGUAUCCUUUUUCUUCUGUCCCAUCUUACUAUGAUAUAAAUUAUAAUACAUACUGUAUGUGUACUAACUAGUGAGUGUGCCUUAUGUAACUGAGAAAUGCUGAAUUAUAAUUUACUGUCUUAAAGAGAAUAUGAUCUAGCCCCCAUUUUAGAUUUGAUCUAGAUUGGUGUUUAUUUUUUAUAAAUUGCUAAACAAAAUUUAACUGCAAUUAAAUUGCAAGCAGCAAUAUUUGUAUUAACUUAUGUCACUUGCUAAGGUUGUAUUGGAUUCUGCAUAUUGUGUUUUUAAAUGCAUGCUAUUUCAUACAUUCUGUCUAGUUAUACUGUAUAGUCACAUAUGGACUAUUUCGUCAUAUGCUACCUGUAUUGUUUUAUGUAACUGUGUGUAGUUGAACGAGUAAGCAUUCCUAUGCACCUAUUGCUCAUGGCCAAUAAAGUAUCUGGAAUUCUAAACA